Messenger RNA from Oncorhynchus mykiss (rainbow trout), 1745 nucleotides. RefSeq names its product B-cell CLL/lymphoma 7 protein family member A. Lineage: Eukaryota; Metazoa; Chordata; Actinopteri; Salmoniformes; Salmonidae. The record is from RefSeq and is a predicted model, not a curated record.
UCUGAAGUAGUGGAACUUCUGUUCAGGCUGUCUGUCUACAAAACACAAAAAAAAUUGGGCGUGCACGCGCUUUGCUUGUUCUGAACGCUGUCCUUGGCGCAGGCGCGUUACUUCCUCCUACAGCUCGUUUCAGUGUGUUUGCAUUGUGUCUAAACUGCCGGCGAGUUUAAGAAAAUAUUUUACCUAUAGCAGCUAUGUCGGGCAGGUCGGUCCGCGCGGAGACACGGAGUAGGGCGAAAGAUGACAUCAAGCGGGUUAUGGCUGCUGUUGAUAAAGUACGAAAUUGGGAGAAGAAAUGGGUAACAGUCGGUGACACAUCCUUGCGAAUCUACAAGUGGGUGCCAGUAACCGAACCCAAGUCAAAUGAUAAGAGCAAAAAUAAGAAGAAAGGCAAGGAUGACAAGUAUGGGUCGGAGGUCACAACACCAGAAAACAGCUCCUCUCCUGGAAUGAUGGACAUGCAUGAUGAUAACAGUAACCAGAGCUCCAUUGCUGACUGCUCCCCGAUGAAGCAGGAAAACAGCAACAGUGCCAGCCCUGCCCCAGAGGCCACGGCAACUUCCCAGAGUGACAGCAACGAGGCUAAGAGCGACCAGAGCCAGUCCCCUGGCAAAGAGCAGCUGAAGAGCACAGACAGCAAGAGUGGAAAUGUUCACUCCUCAGAGUAUUCCAACACAAGCACACCCAAGAGGGACGGAAGGUCCACAGGGGGGAAUGAACCAUCUUCAGACACUCCUCAAGAUUCUCAGGAAUCUGAAGAUGGCACUCCUCCCAAUAAGAAGGGCAAGUUGGAAACUCCCUCAGCUGAUUUUGAGGAAAUCUAACUUAUCUUCUCCCAUCAGCAAUUCCUCAACCUGUCGCUAUUUCCUAAUCACUUCAGGUGUCCUAACCUCUCCCGUGUCUUCAUCUCUUUCUUCUUCUGCAAUGGUCCCAGAGGAGUCCAGCACCCCCACCCCCCUCUCAUUUUGCCACUAACACCUGCUAUUGUUUUGGUUCUUCGCCAAAGUGUAUGUACAUACAGUAUUUUGAUUUAGUCACUUUUGUUGUUUUGCUCAGGAGGGUCAACACACUGUUUGAAUCCUUUUAUGAUCUGUUGGUUCUGCUGUUUUUGGAACCUUUUUAUUACUUUGACAGUUAGACAUUAGUUAAUUUAACUAUAAGACAACACCUACAUUUUUUAUUAAUUAGUGGCACUUGGUUGCAUAUUGGUUUCCCUUUCUCCUUGUGUGAAAGCUGUAGCUUGUAGCAUAGGCCUACUUCCAGGUUUGUGUGCCUUGAAUUGCCAGAAUAAUGUGUGUAGAUUUGUUUCUAUAGUGUGUGUGUAUACUUCACUCUGGUAUAUCAAGUGCCCAUUGCCCAGUUUUUGUUAACCUUUUCAAAGCAUUUUUCAGUGCAAAUGUAGGCUGCUUGGUUAUAGCUCUUUGAAUACCUCACUGAAGUCCAGCAGUGCUGGCAACACUAUGUAUAGAUUAAACAAUAAGUAUAACCUCUACUUGCGAAGUGUAAGUGGCCUAAAUAGUUGUUUCCUCGUCAGCCUUUGCCCAACUAAAAAUGCCUUAUUCAAUUAGUCCUACAAAGUCAAAUGUUGAAUGUCUUCUUUUGGGACCCUUAUUUGUAUUAUUAUUUUAUUAGUGUUGGAAUACAUUUGAGUGGGGUUUAACUAGCAUAAUUUAUUCCACAAAUAUUAAUUGUUUUCGUCAUGUAAAAGGUUUUAAAAUAAAACAAUUCUACAAAAAAAAAAAACU